Papaver somniferum (opium poppy) is the source of this 2052-nucleotide messenger RNA. Its product is annotated as zinc finger MYM-type protein 1-like. Lineage: Eukaryota; Viridiplantae; Streptophyta; Magnoliopsida; Ranunculales; Papaveraceae. The record is from RefSeq and is a predicted model, not a curated record. The transcript is spliced from 5 exons. The coding region runs from base 1 to 2052 and encodes 683 amino acids.
AUGUUCGACUCAAAUGCUUCUCUCUCAGUUAAAGGAUUAGUUGCAAGAUGGUUGACGAUAAGAGAUAGUUAUGCCUGGCUUUACUAUGGAACUAACGUUUUCAGGAUUAUUUGGAAAGCCAGGAACCGACUGAUUAUUGGUAAGAAAUCAAUUAUUGUUCAUCAGAUUCCUCAAGAUGCUCGGUUGUUAUUUACUGCCUAUUCUAAACUUGAAGCAGCUCAGCAUUUGCAACCUGAAAAUAGUUUACUUAAUAGUCCUCAUUGGAGUCCACCUGAACCUGGGGUAAAGAUGUUUAGGCCAAGUAGUGGUGAUUCAUUUGUUGGCAAAGGUUUCAGAAAUUGGAGGAAGAAAACCAGGUUGCACAACCAUAAUGGGAAACGCAACAGUGCACACAACAUUUCUUUGAAGAACUGUGUGGCGUUACUUAACCAGAAGCAACACAUCAAUUCAGUUAUAUUUAAAAAGUCGGAGGAGACUAAAAGGGAGUAUAGGAAAAGGUUAAGAGCUUCAAUUAAUUGUUCUCGGUUUCUUUUGCGGCAAGGACUUGCAUUCCGUGGCCAUGAUGAAGAUGAAGAUGAAGAGUCGCAUAACAGAGGAAACUUUAUAGAGCUCUUACAGUGGUUGGCAGAUAAUAAUGAGGAAAUUAGAGUUGAUGUACUAGAUAAUGCUCCAGGGAAUCAAAAGCUGAUAGCACCAGAUAUUCAGAAAGAUAUAACCAAGUGUUUUUCUUCUGAAAUCCUAAGUCAAAUUGUUAAAGAAAUCGGUGAUGGACCAUUUUCUAUCCUCUUAGAUGAAUCUAAAGAUAUAUCUUCGAAGGAGCAGGUGGCUAUAGUCUUGCGAUAUGUGCACAAAGACCAAGUAAUCGAGCGUUUCUUAGGAAUCGAACAUGUCAACAGUACGACUGUCGUUUCACUUAAAGCUACUGUCGAUGAUUUCUUUUCUCGGCAUGGAUUGAGUAUUUCCAGAUUGCGAGGGCAAGGUUAUGAUGGGGAAAGCAAUAUGAAAGGUGAGUAUAAUGGUCUUAAGCUAGCUGUUGUGGUUGUUGCAAAAAAACAUACAUAUGUUGAACACCUUUAUGUCAUAAUGAGUAACUUGGUGAAUGUGGUGGCUGGAUCAGCCAAACAUCAAGAUAUGCUUCGUUCCAAGCAAGCUGAUGCAGUCUUUAAGGCACUGUGUAGUGGUGAUAUUGUAAGUGGGCGAGGCCUUAAUCAAGAAAGGACUCUUAAAAGAGUAAAUGAUACACGUUGGGGUUCGCAUCACAGUACAAUAGUAAGCUUAAUUAACACAUCCUCAUCUAUUGUAACACUUUUGGAAGACUUAGUUGUAGAUUCUGAUAAGAAGUUUGAAGCCAAGGUUCUCCUAGAUGCUUUGCAGAAUUUCAAUUUUAUUUUCAGCUUACACUUGAUGAGAACUAUUCUGGGAAUUACCAACGAUUUUUCAAAAGCAUUGCAGAGAAAAGAUCAAGACAUUGUCAAUGCCAUGAAAUUAAUUACAGCACCGCAUCAAAAUUCUGAUAUGAACGAUGUGUUCCAACGUGAAGGUCGACCCAGGCGUAAUGUUGAAGAGGUAACUAAUUCAUACCAUUAUCGAGCUGAAUAUUUCAAUACAGUCAUAAAUAUGCAACUGUUGGAACUAAACAAUCGUUUCAACGAGACGAACACUGAAUUACUUCUUUCUGUCGCAUGCUUAAGUCCAAUUGACUCAUUCUCUGCAUUUGACAAAGACAAACUGAUUCGUUUUUCUCGGUUUUACCCAAGAUAUUUUUCUCCUACUCAGCUUGUGUUACUUGAAGACCAACUACUAAAUUAUAUUGCUGAUGUACGGUCUAGCAAUGAGUUUUUAGAUUUGAAAGGAAUUGCUGAUCUUCCAGUCAAAAUGGUGGAGACAAAAAAGGAUAUAGUGUACCCUUUGAUUUACUUGCUUCUCACACUAGAAUUACUCCUACCAGUUGCUACUACCACCAUAGAAAGGGUAUUUUCUGUCAUAAAAGUUGUGAAAAAUCGUUUGCUUAAUAGAAUGGGAGACGAAUGGAUGAAUGAUAUUUUGAUAUGA